AUGGACAAGAAGAAGACGAAGAAGACGAAGAGAAGAGCUAACCAUGGCGUCGAGACGGAGAGCUGGGUCUGGACGAAGAGGAACCAGCUGAAGAUGCCCAGAGAGGGCGAGAGAGUCGAGAGAGUCGAGAGAGUCGAGAUGUUUGCUGGAGAUGGAGAUGCCGUGGGGAUGGACUGGAAAGCCGCCGCGGUGCGACUCAGCAGGAGAAGCCUCUUGCUCCCAUCCGCCAGGCCAGACAGCGAGAGAGAGAGAGUCGGACGGGAUGAUGCAGCGCUGGUUCCAAUCUGCGGCGGCCACCUGGUGGUUUGCUGGCUGUUUGCUGUUUGCUGGUUGCUGUUUGCUGGCUGUUGGGCGGUUUGUUUACUGCGUGGUGUCAACGCAACGAGACGGAGAAUCGUAGAGAUGAAGACGAAGAGAUGA
Molecule: messenger RNA, 420 nt
Organism: Trichophyton verrucosum HKI 0517
Lineage: Eukaryota; Fungi; Ascomycota; Eurotiomycetes; Onygenales; Arthrodermataceae
Exons: 2
Coding region: 1-420 (139 amino acids)
Source: RefSeq, a predicted model, not a curated record